Messenger RNA from Tetrahymena thermophila SB210, 3141 nucleotides. RefSeq lists its product as hypothetical. NCBI's taxonomy places the organism in Eukaryota, Ciliophora, Oligohymenophorea, Hymenostomatida, Tetrahymenidae. The record is from RefSeq and is a predicted model, not a curated record. The transcript is spliced from 4 exons.
AUGAAGAAAAGCAAUAAAAGUGCCACUAUCAGUUAGCCCAUUCUGUUUAAUUAAGCAACUUAUUCUGCUGAUCAGGAUGAAGUUAAGAUGAGUGAAAAUUAAAUUUACUAAGGUUAGGUUUCAAAUAAAAAUAGGGAAAGCCAAGAUAAAAAUAACUUUUAACAGCAAUUAGUCAAUAGAAAGUAAAGCAAUGAAUAGUUAUUAACAGCGAAUACUCCAACAAAAAGUGCAUACUUGUCUUAGCCAUUCGGUAAGGAUUAAUAUAGCACAUCCUCAUAUAGAUCUCUUUUGAUAUCUAGCAGAGAUACCAUUAUGAGAAAAAAGAACUCUUAAAAUAAACCAGGUACUGCAGCAGGAUCUAUGAAUUUAUAAAAAAAUAAUGGAUUUAUCACAGAUCGUUUUACGAUGAGUUAAACUAACGGAUUUUUAUUCAACUAAAACAAAAGUAGAGCUUCUAGAGACGUCUCUUCCUAGAAUGGCGUAAAAAAGAAUUACUAAUUAAAAGAUGGCUACCUUUCUACUAAUUAGGUUGUUAGUUAAGCAAAUUAGAAUAUAAAUAAAAGUAAAAGUAAUACUCUAUCAUAGAAUGAUUUUUGUCAAAUGUUUUAAAAGUAAAACUAUGACGGAAUGGCUUUAGAAGAUUACUUUAAUCAAAGAGAAAAUUUUUAGACUGAAGCCAUUCAAAUUGCAUCACCUAAUCAGCCUAAAUAACUUUCUUCUUAGCAAAAUAGAAAGCAAAAAAAUAUGUAGAACUUAUCAAAUAGUUAAGCAGCUGUAUUUUCACAAAUUAAUAAUAACUAUUAGUAAUUAAACUAAUCUCCUGAAAUAGCAACUGCGAUUUUUUAAAAAAACCAACAAUCAAACGCAUUUACUAACUAGAUAAUGGGCUCCUCAAUGUACUAAAGUACAUUAAUAUAACAAUAAAUUAAUGAGCUAUGUUAAAACUAUCAACAUGUUGAUCUAACAACUCUAAAAAACAUACUUGUUAAUCUUAUAUAGAGGGAAGAAGAAAUGCUUAGGGUUUUGACAAGUCGCUGCUCUGGAGUAAAAGAAUUAGCAGAAAUGAUUUAUGCAGAUAUUCCCUUACCAAUGUAGCAAAAUUAAAAUCAUGUCAUGAGUAACCCCAAAUCAAUAGAUUAAUAACAAAGUCCAAAUAAUUGUGUCAAUUCUUCUUAUUAUGAUAAUACAACCCCAAUAGCAAAUAAUAAUUAACAGAUCCUAAACUAAAACAAUAAUUUAAAUAUAUUAACAGGAUAGCCUGUUAAUGACCUAGCUAAAAUUAGAGAUGCUCUAUUCUCACUUUCCUAAAGUUUAGUGAGUGCAUCAUAAAAUGAAAUAAACCUAGGCAGCAAAAACAGAGAAAUAGAAAGAAUGAACUUAGAGAUAAGUUAGCUAAAGAAAUCGAUCUCAGAUUACAAAGAAAAAAAUAUAAACUUGCAAAAGUUGAUAGAGCUUCUGUAAAAUAGAGUGAAAACAUUCUAAGAAGAUAACAAUAGAAUGCUAAUUCAAAUGAACAUAGAAAAGAAGUCAGCCCAAGUAAAUUCAAAAAAAGUUACGAAUUUAGAAAAGAGAGUUGAAUUUAUUCUCGAGAAUGACAUAAACACCAAUCUAAACCCUAAUGACAAGCUGAGAUAGACCUUGAAUGAGUUACUGAGAGAAAACGAAGCUUUAAAGCGUGACUUGAAUCAUAAGAACUAAGAUAUUGAUAGAUUAUAAGGCUAACUUAAAAAGCUCAACUCUCAUUUAGCUAGGGCCAAUAAAAAAAUGGAAAAUAUGAAACAAAACCCAGCUUUUAACUCAUAAACCACUCCUGUCUAAAAUCCUCCCUCAUAACAAACAGAAAACAAGCUAAGUUCUAUGUUCUAAAAAGAUGAUAUUGAACUGCUUAAGAAUUUUAAAAUUCCCCAGAAUUUAAAUUUCAGAGUUGUUAGUUUAAGAUCUGACCAAUCUAUUUUAAUGUCAGAUAUUAUUGAGUUGGGUUCACAUGCUUUUUCUAGAUAGAUUUUAGGUUUAGAGAAUCCUGAAUAAAAAAAGUAAAUGGUUAACUUCAUUACUUCUUAGCUGACUUCAUACAAAGAUUUAAGUGAUAAAUUGAAUCAAAUUAUUAAUCACGCAUACAAUAUGAGUACAUUAGAAACAUUUGAAGAUCUAUCAGUCCAUGUAAGCACACAUUUUCCAUCUAUCUUUAGUGCUUAGAGAGCUAAUCUCUGGGUAGUAGACAAGUAAUGUGGCAUAUUCUAAUCCUUCUCAGAGCAAGGUAGUGGAAAUAUAGUUACUUCCAAGUGCUUGCUAAAUAAAGGAUUAAUCAACGAUACAUUUUUAUUAAGAGUUCCAAUUAAUUCUAAAAAUUCUCAAAACAAACCUUUGCUAUACAAAAUAGAUUAUCAAAGAGAGGAAUGUGAAUUUGUCAAUUCAACCCUACUCAUCCCAGUAUUUUGCAACAAAGAAAGAUAAUAAGUAAAAGCAAUACUUGAAAUAAGUAACUCAUAAAGUGAAAUAUUUAGCUUCGAUGAAGAAUAUUAUGGAAUCAUACUCAGCUAUUUCCUUACUUCUAUUUUUAGUAGCAUCAUAAAUUAAAAAAUAUUUGAUAUCGACUGCAGGUAUAAUACUUUGCUUUUUAACUCAUACGAAUAGCUAAGUUAGUAAAAGACAAGAUUUAAUUUUACUCAAAAAGUAAAAAUGCUGGUUUAAUAGUUAUUUAAUAUAGAUAAUUCACACUUUUAUUUUGUUGAAAAUGAUCAUCUGAUUUCCUACAAUAAACCAAAUUAACAAAAAGAUCAGUUUUCUUUAGAACAUGGUCUGGCAGGUAUCGUAGCAAAAGAAAAAAAAUCAUAUAUAAUUCAUGAUAUUCGUAGUAGCAGCUAUUUUAACCCGCUUGUGGAUAUUUCAUCGCUUCUACCAAUUUAUGCUAUUCCUUUAAUAAAUAAAACAAAUAGUGAUGGUUCAGAUGAACAAAAAGAACCAGUUAUUGGUGUAAUAGAAAUAGUUCUCAAAUCAAAAUUAAAGUCAAAGCUUGAAAAAGAAGCUAUUAUAGAUUCAGAGGAUGGAUACUUUGGGUUAGAUGAACCUCAAACUCAUAUCAUAUAAAAGUUUUCCAAGCUUGUUAUUAAUACCUUAUUAAAUAACUAAUUUAUUGAUUGA